Messenger RNA from Synchytrium microbalum, 2880 nucleotides. RefSeq lists its product as uncharacterized. Bases 1 to 2880 code for a protein of 959 amino acids. The record is from RefSeq and is a predicted model, not a curated record. Lineage: Eukaryota; Fungi; Chytridiomycota; Chytridiomycetes; Synchytriales; Synchytriaceae. The transcript has 20 exons. Gene Ontology annotation, molecular function: protein binding; RNA binding.
AUGGGUGAUCGUGGAUAUGGGCGAGGUGGAUAUGACCGCGGAUAUGGCCGUGGGCGUGGAGGUGGUGGCGAUCGUGGUCGAGGAGGUGAUGAAGGUCGUGGGCGAGGCGGUGAUCGUGGUGGGUUUCCUCGGGGACGAGCAAUAGGUCGAGGCGACUAUGGAGGAAUUUCUCGAGGCGGUCAAGGCUACUAUGGUCCAUCGACUCAGAUGAUCGGUCCUCCUCUUCACGCUGGUGCUAUUCCUGCUGUCCAAGUGAACGUACCGCCUCAAAUUCAGCGUGGACACCUUACCUCUACGAUCGGUCAGCUGGCGAUAAGGCCAAAUUAUGGAACUCGUGGUCGCAAAAUCCAACUAUUUGCAAACUUCUUUCGUAUGAAGUUUCCUCAUUUCGAAGUAUUCGUAUAUGACUUCGCCAUCACUCCUGCUGCACCGAAGCAUGUGAAACGUAUGGUCUUUGAAGCAUGGAAGGAACAGUAUUCUGCUACCUUGAAUGGCACCAUGCGCAACGUCAUCAAUCACAUCAUUUUUGAUGGCGAGAAGAACUUUUACUCGAUGCGACUAUUGCCCUUCUCACAACACGAGUUUACUGUGGAGGCUGCUGAUGGUCCUGAAGAUAUUCGUCGACGCACGUAUGCACUUAAGAUGCAGUCUACCACUCGAGUGAACUUGGACACUUUGGAAGAGUUCUUGAAUUAUGAUGGAACUGGAAUACAGCCUGAGCUUUCUCGAACGGCCAUCCAAGUUUUGGAAAUCCUGAUCCGUCAUGUACCUGCCCUGCAGUUCACUACUGUCGGUCGGUCAUCAUACUAUAUGAAGACAACUCCUGGGAGGCCCAUUGGAGAUGGAUUGUUUGUUCACUUGGGAUGGUUCCAGUCGAUUCGUCCUGGCUUUACUCAACUAUUGUUGAAUCUGGAUGUCUCAGCUACUGCUUUCUAUGAAGUCGAUACCGUGGCAAACGUCGUGGCACACUUCUUAGGAGGACAGUCAAUCGCCGUUUGGCACCAGUUUGAAAGACGACCCAAUGCGAUCAAGGAUGCUGGAAAGUUCUUGCGUUAUGUUACCGCAGAGCUGAAUUAUCAACCAGCUGGAAGUCGAAGAAAGUACAGGAUUACUGGUAUUGAUACUCAACCCGCUGGCCAACGCCGUGUACCCUAUUCGGAUGAUGAUCCUUCAGGCCAUCCUCCAAACGAAACGGUCGCUCAGUACUAUCUUCGAGUGCACAAUAUCACACUUCAUCACCCUGAUGUACCUUGUGUUACUGCUGGUACCAAACGAACAGUGUAUUUGCCAAUGGAGUUGUUGACUGUCUGUGCUGGGCAACGUCAUUUAGGUCAAUUAAAGCCUUCGCAACUUGCUGAAAUGAUCAAGGUCACUUCUACUACUCCUGAUGACCGAUUACGCCGAAUCGUUGAUGGUGAUCGUGCACUACACGCAGAUUCCAAAAUCGCUGCCUUCCUGAAAGAAUGGGGCCUUCAAAUUGACGAUAAGAUGCUUCAAAUUGAGGGUCGUAUUCUUGAAACACCUGCUCUCACAAUCGGGCGAAACCAAGUCACACCACGUGAAGGUAGUUGGCAUGCCAACACCUUUGCAGUACCAGCUGGAUCGAGCAUUCAAGGAUGGUCUCUCACGUAUUGGUCGAUCUUGGUACUCGAACGUCCUCAAAGCCAUGAACUUCGAGCUAUUGAGAAUGUUCGAAGGAUAUUGGUUGACGUCUUGACAAAAAAAGGAAUGGUUGUUGGAAAUCGUGAACCGCAAAUUAUACAGGCAAAUGGAGGAAAUGUCCCAAACGUCCAUGGUCUUAUAUUGCAAGCUGGAAAGGCCGCAAUCACGUCCAAUCCAAAUGCCCGUCCUCAGUUGAUUGUCGUUGUGUUGCCAGCAAAGAACUACUUUGGUUAUUCGGAAAUCAAAAAGGUCGCAGAAACCGAUUUGGGUGUAAUGACUCAAUGCGUCGCUCUCCCCAACUUGAUGAAAGAUCGUGGCAUUGACAUGUAUUGUGAAAAUGUCUCACUCAAAGUCAAUAUCAAGCUUGGAGGUAUCAACAGCUACUUGGAUCCUGAAAGAGAGUUGACCUCGUUUGUUCAACUUCACCAACGAGUUCCAACUAUGUUGAUUGGAGCAGAUAUCACUCAUCCAAGGCCUGGCAGUCAAGGAAGAUCAAUCGCUGCUGUCGUUGGAAGCAUGGACCAGAGAUACUGUUACUACCAGGCAGCUAUUCGCUCUCAGACGACUCGUGUAGAGAUCAUCUCUGACAUGAAAGAAGCUGUCAAGGAACUUUUCCAAGCUUUUUUCAACAGGUCAAGAGUCUUCCCUUCUCGUGUAGUCUAUUUCCGAGAUGGAGUGUCGGAAGGACAGUUUACUGAAGUCGUGCUGAAUGAGGUCCAAGCCAUUAGGACUGCUGCUGCAGAACUUGGAAUGGGAAAGUUGACCUUGAGUUUUAUUGUCGUCACAAAAAGGCAUCACGCUCGUUUUGUUCCUGUUAAUAAAAACGAUGGUGAUCGAAAGAAUGGCAACUGUCUCCCAGGCACCACUGUAGACACGACGGUCGUACAUCCAUUCUCUUUCGACUUCUACCAAUACGGCGGUCAAGGCCUUUUGGGAACUUCACGUCCUGCGCAUUACACUGUCUUGUCUGAUGAACACAAACUUGACGCUGAUACUCUUCAAGCCUUCACAUUCCGUCUCACCCACUUGUAUGGACGUUGCAACCGAUCCGUCUCGUUGGUUGCACCUGUCAUGUACGCUCAUCUGGUUGCCCAACGUGCUCGAUGCUAUGUUCCGGACGUCGGAGCUCAAUCUGUGUCAUCUGAAGGUGCAGAAGGUGCCGAAAUCCCCCUUCGAGCCGUUUUGGACAGUGUGAAGGGUACAAUGUUUUUUGUUUGA